AUGGAGCCAACUCAGAAGGAUUGGAGAGAAGAUUCAAGGAGAUCGGUCUCUAAAGAAGAAUGUGCAGCUCUUAAAACUAGUGGAGAGCAGAUGAAGGUUCCAGGUAUAUACAGCAGUAGUACUGUCUCUGCGGAUGAGAUUCAGGAAGAAGGCUUUCCUCUAUGGGUUAUGGUUCUUGUAGUGACUUCAGUGUUGCUGGGAACACUAUCAUUAACAUCUCAAAGUGUGUUCUGUAGAGUAGGCAAUAAGUACCAAAUCUCGGCAAGAUUCCCAUUAAAAGGGAAUGGCAACCCUCCUGUCAUCGCUUAUUGGAUUAGCAGUACUAAUGGAGAGAAAUGUGAGAAAAUGCUAAGGCUGUUGAAGGCAAUAUACCAUCCAAGAAACCAGUAUCUGCUGCAACUUGAUGCCGAUUCAUCAGGUUAUGAAAGAGAGCAGUUGGCUCUUUAUGUUCAAUCCCAAGGGGUUUUUCGAACCUUCGAUAAUGUAAACGUCGUUGGACAAAGUUAUGGAAUCAACCACAUGGGAUCCUCUUCUCUUGCUGCCACACUUCACGCUGCAGCAUUGCUUCUAAAGCUGAGUGCAGACUGGGAUUGGUUCAUCGCAUUGAGCUCUUCUGACUAUCCACUCAUGCCUCAAGAUGAUCUGCUCCAUGCUUUGACUUCAUUGCCAAGGAACCUCAAUUUUGUACAUUUUACUGACAAGACUGGAUGGAAAGAGCAGAAACGUGUCGAAAAAAUUGUUCUAGAUCCUACUAUACAUCUUCAGAAUAGUACUCCACUCAGUACACUGAACUAUUCUUCAAAUAUAACAAGAGAAAUCCCUGAUUCUUUCAAGGUAUUUGGAGGUUCACCCUGGGGGAUACUAUCUAGAGAUUUCAUGGAGUAUUGUGUCCAAGGUUGGGACAACUUACCUAGAGAGUUACUGAUGUACCUCAGCAAUGUGGUUUACCCUCUUGAUUAUUACUUCCACACAAUCAUCUGCAACUCACCGGAGUUCCAAAACUCUCUAGUAGACAAUGAUCUGAGCUUCACAGUUUGGAACUUAACUGCAUUCGGCGAAACUCAAGUCCUAAAUAUGUCACAUUAUGAACAAAUGCUAGCAAGUGAAGCAGCUUUUGCAAGACCAUUUCACACAGGCGAUCAAGUACUAAACAAGAUUGACGAGAGCGUAUUGAAUCGCUCUUCUAAAGGGUUGGUGCCCGGAGAAUGGUGCCUUGGAGAAGGGAGAAGUAUGGGGCUGGAGAAUUCAGCAGAUGAUCAUGAAGAGCUGUGUUCAACAUGGGUUAACAUUAACAGUGUCAACCCGGGUUCUCGUGGCAUCAGUCUUGCUGCACUAUUGACUAAUCUUAUAGUAGAAGGGAGAUUCACAACUAGUCACUGCCAAGAACACUGGUAA
This is a messenger RNA of Fragaria vesca subsp. vesca, 1395 nucleotides long. RefSeq names its product xylosyltransferase 1-like. The transcript is spliced from 5 exons. The coding region runs from base 1 to 1395 and encodes 464 amino acids. Lineage: Eukaryota; Viridiplantae; Streptophyta; Magnoliopsida; Rosales; Rosaceae. Gene Ontology annotation, cellular component: membrane. The record is from RefSeq and is a predicted model, not a curated record. Gene Ontology annotation, molecular function: glucuronosyltransferase activity.